UGUCAGUCAGUCGGACGUGUGAUGUAGGGGGAGGUUGUGUGUUUUACUAUUUUCGUUCAUUUCGAUUUAUUUCCAUAUUCCUACAUUUACAUCAAUUACUUAUGAAAGCAGAAUCACUCGUUUAGGGUUUGGUUAAUAUUUGUAAAUUAUUGUUUUCUAGUUAGGCAGUUUUAGCUCAAUUUAUGACAACAAUGACAGAGACCGUUACAAAUACAAACGAGAGGAAGUCUCUUUUUUCUUCUUUCCUAGAAGUUUUGGAGGCAAAAGAUACUCAAAUACAGUUAGAAAGACAGCUAGAGGAGGAAAAAUAUCAGAGACGAACUCAGAGAAUAUAUGAUUUUCAUGAGCGGCAGCGGCGCGAGGCGGUGGAGCUGCAGCGCUGCCUGCAGUACGUUUCGCAGCACGCGCACGUGCUGGAGUCCGUACUGCGGGGCGCGGGCGCGGGCGAGGGCGUGCCGCUGGCCGCCGCGUUGCUGCGUCAGGCGGCCGCGCUGCAGCGCAGCAUGGCGCAGUGCGUCGCCAACGCGGCGCGCAUCCGCCAGCUCCUCACUGCCGCACACCGCCCCCAGAUGGACACCAUGCUCGCCAAAAUGGAGGCGGAGCUGAGCGCUUGGACGGCGUUCCUGCAGCGCGCCAUGGACGCCGCCUACAACUCCGAGGUGGUCGUCGACAAUCUGCACAACCUGAUCGCGGAGCAGCGGCGCUGCGUGCGCGAGGUGGCUGCCAGCCACGUGUUGGCGGCGCUGUGCGAGCAGCCCGCCGCGCCCUCGCCCGCGCCCGCGCCCGCGCCCGCCGACGACUCGAGCACUUCGCACGCGGCGCGCACCCCGCGCACCCCGCGCACCCCGCGCACCCCGCGCACUCCGCGCACGCCCACCUCGCUGGAGCGGCGCGCGCCCUCCGCCGUCAGCACGCCCAUCCAGCGCGACUAG
Messenger RNA from Papilio machaon (common yellow swallowtail), 932 nucleotides. RefSeq lists its product as uncharacterized. Lineage: Eukaryota; Metazoa; Arthropoda; Insecta; Lepidoptera; Papilionidae. Bases 183 to 932 code for a protein of 249 amino acids. The record is from RefSeq and is a predicted model, not a curated record. The transcript is spliced from 4 exons.